This is a messenger RNA of Meloidogyne enterolobii, 856 nucleotides long. Lineage: Eukaryota; Metazoa; Nematoda; Chromadorea; Rhabditida; Meloidogynidae. The record is from the annotation of a GenBank genome assembly.
UUUUUUUAAAUUAUAGUAUUAGAUUUUGGCCGAAAUGAAGCACUUGAACAAGCAUUACAUGCAUAUAGACUUCCAAGUGUCCACUUUACUAAUAUUAAAUUAAAGAAUGGAAUUGAUUUUGGUUCCUUAUGGUGUUUCUUUGGAGGAGAAAAGACCGGAAAAGAGAUAUCCUGUUUUAAUUGAUGUUUAUGCUGGACCGGGAACACAAAAAGUUACCGAAGAAUGGCUUUCUGCAAAUAUGUUUGAUGUAUUUUUUGCUUCUUCUUUGGAUUACGUAGUUAUAUUUAUUGAUGGACGUGGCUCUGGGCAUCAAGGCUGGAGAAUGAAGCAGCCUCUUUAUGGAAAUUUUGGAACUGUUGAAAUUGACGAUCAAAUUGACACAAUGAGAGAAUUGCUUAGACUUUAUCCAAUUUUGGAUUCAAAACGUGUUGGAAUUUGGGGAUGGUCUUAUGGAGGUUUUGCUGCUGCCCGAGCUGUUCAACGAGAUCAUUCUUCAAAUAGGACAUUUCAAUGUGCGGCUAGUGUUGCGCCUGUUUCUAAUUUUAAAUAUUAUGAUGCAACAUACGCAGAAAGAUAUAUGGGGGAAGUUGGUGCUGAUGCUUAUGAAAGGACAGAUUUGACACAGGAUGUGAGACCAUUCCACAAUGUUUCAUUUAUGCUUGCUCAUGGUUCUGCUGAUGAUAAUGUUCACUAUCAAAACACGGCAGAAUUUGUGAGGGCUUUAACUGAAGAAAAUGUUCAAUUUGAAUUGAUGGUAUAUACUGAUGAUUCUCAUAAUUUAAGUUCAGUCCGAUGGCAUUUAUAUACAAUGAUUGUGCAAUUUUUGAAGAAAUGCUUUAAUGGAAGUAAAAUUUGA